GUGGUAAUCUGUGCCCGUUGACAGUCUGUGCCUGCCACCGACUUUGACAGAUGAUGCUUCAUCACCAAUUUCGAAAUUUUUUGAAAAUUUAAAAUUGAGCUCAUGUCUCAGCUCAUGAGCUGAUAAAUAUUUUGUAAAGUUAGUUUUAAGAAAUAUUUACUAUGUCCAAGAGAAGCCAACCGAUUUGGUCUCCGCCUUCUUCGGGAGCUAAGCAGCCUGUUCUUAAAGUGUACAACAGUCUGACGCGGCAAAAAGAGGAGUUUAUAUGUUCAAGCGGCAACCGUAUCAACUGGUACAGUUGUGGCCCUACUGUGUAUGAUGCCUCACACAUGGGCCAUGCGAGGUCUUACAUUUCAUUUGAUAUUUUGAGACGAGUCAUGUCAAAUUAUUUUGGCUACGAUAUACUGUAUGUAAUGAAUAUAACAGAUAUUGACGAUAAAAUCAUUAAGAGAGCUCGACAAAACUAUUUAUAUGAGAAAUACAUAAAAGAGCACAAAGGUCUAACCAAUACAAUUGAUGAUGCAACAGCUGUUGUGGAUUUCUAUGAGGGUGUGGUCAAGGAUGCCACAGAUCCAGAUAAAAAGAUUACUUUACAAAAAAUGCUGGACAGUGUGGCAUCAGCAGUAAAAGUUCUCAAAGCAGCUAUAGAAGAAAAUGAUAGUGAAAAAAUUAAAAUAGCCAAGAAUGUAAUGUUAAAAUCUGCGAAAGAUCCUAUAUCUGAAUGGUUAGACAAAAAGUAUGGAGACACAAUCACAGACAAUGAAAUUUUCACUGCCUUACCUAGAUACUGGGAAAAUGAGUUUCAUAAAGAUAUGAAAGCACUUAAUGUUUUACCACCAGAUGUGCUAACAAGAGUUAGCGAAUAUAUUCCCCAAAUCAUAACGUUUAUACAGAAAAUAAUAGACAAUGGCUUAGCAUAUGAAUCAAAUAGCUCCGUAUAUUUUAAUGUCAGCGAGUUUGAUAGCAAGGACAACCAUCAUUACGCUAGACUUGUACCUGAAGCAUAUGGAGACACUAAAUCAUUGCAAGAAGGAGAAGGUGAUCUCAGUGAUGAUACAGCAGAAAAGCGUUCACCAAAUGACUUUGCCCUCUGGAAGCGUAGUAAAGCCGGCGAGCCUUCAUGGGAGUCGCCGUGGGGCGCCGGCCGUCCCGGCUGGCACAUAGAAUGCUCCGCCAUGGCCUCUGAUGUCUGCGGGUCAAACCUAGAUAUUCACACUGGAGGUGUGGAUCUCAAAUUCCCUCAUCAUGAUAAUGAAUUGGCUCAAAGUGAGGCACAUUUCGACAAGCCAGGCUGGGUGAACUAUUUCCUGCACACAGGCCACCUCACCAUCGCGGGCUGCAAGAUGUCUAAGUCUCUAAAGAACUUCGUCACCAUCUCCGACGCGUUGAAGCGCCACACCGCGAGGCAGCUGCGCAUCGCCUUCCUGCUGCACGGCUGGAAGGAUACUCUGGACUAUUCCGAUAACACGAUGGAUAUGGCCAUACAGACGGAAAAAAUGUUUAAUGAGUUCUUCUUGACAGUGAAAGACGCGAUCCGCAGCGGCUACGACGCCGGCUGCGGCGGCGCGUGGGGCUCGCCGGAGCGGCAGCUGGCGGCCAGGCUCAGCGCGACGAAGGAACAGGUUCACGCUGCCUUGUGUGAUAAUAUCGACACCCGCAGCGCGAUAGACGCGCUACGCGAGCUGGUGGGCGCUGGGCACGUGUAUCUGCGGCAGACCGCGCCGCGCAGCGCUCCGCUGCUGGUGUCGGCGGCGCGCUACGUCACCGACGUGCUGCACAUGUUCGGUGCCGUGGAAGGCCCGCGCGGCCUCAUCGGCUUCCCUGUCAGCGACGCCGAUGACGUCUCGUUAGAAGAGAAAGUGAUGCCAUACCUGGAAGCGCUCAGCACGUUCCGCGGACAAGUUCGCGAUGCAGCGCGCGCGGCCGCGGCCACAGAUGUUCUGGCGCUGUGCGACGUGCUCAGAGACAAGGUGCUGCCUGAACUGGGCGUGAGACUCGAGGAUAAACCUGAUCGGACGGUGGUAAAGCUCGUCAGCAAAGAAGAGUUAAUGAAAGAGAGAGAAGAAAAGAAAAGACAAGAAGCGGAGAAAUUAAGAAAAAAACAAGAAUUAUUGGAAGCGCAGCGCGCCAAAGAGGAACAGAAGAAAAUCCCUCCCACGGAGAUGUUCAAGCGAGAAAGUGACAAAUACUCGAAGUUUGAUGAUAAAGGUCUACCCACACACGACCACGAAGGCAAAGAGCUCAGUAAGGGAUUGGUGAAAAAAUUGCAGAAGUUACAACAAGCACAAGAGAAGAAAUACAACGAAUACUUAGCUUCGACUAAUAAAUAGCAAUUCGUGAUAAAGUUGCAGCCAUGUUACUAUGAUCUCUCGCUGUCUAUUAUAUCUAAGAGUAAUAAAAUUUUUCAUUCCGAAAUCGUAAACUAUUUAAACCUACUUAUGUAUUUAUUAACUUGUUCACCUAACUAAAGGUAUCUCUAAUUUAUUUUCAUUUUUCGUUUUGUAAUUUUUUACACAGGUUCUAUUUACUAUAGUACGUAUGUUAAACUAAUGAGCAUUGUUCUUUAUAUUUAAUUUUUAGUUAAGAAUAAAAUUGACGAAACUUAA
Molecule: messenger RNA, 2606 nt
Organism: Maniola jurtina (meadow brown)
Lineage: Eukaryota; Metazoa; Arthropoda; Insecta; Lepidoptera; Nymphalidae
Gene: CysRS
Product: cysteine--tRNA ligase, cytoplasmic
Exons: 12
Coding region: 162-2330 (722 amino acids)
Biological process (GO): cysteinyl-tRNA aminoacylation
Cellular component (GO): cytoplasm
Molecular function (GO): ATP binding; cysteine-tRNA ligase activity
Source: RefSeq, a predicted model, not a curated record